GAAUAAUUCACAAGUGGUGUCACCUUAUCUUCUCUACAUCGUCCACUGCCUACCCGAUUAAAAAGAAUUUUUAAUCGUGACUGCCUAUUACUUAAUACUUAUCUCUCCUAAACCUCGGCUGGACCCUGGACGUGUCUGGUGGACGUCCCAUCGGCCAUCAUUAGUCACCAAGACACGUUUGGAUUACAGGACGCUGAUAAGUGACAUUUCACAUAACAACUGUGUUGAUGUAAAUCGUAUGCAUACGGUGUAGGUAGUUGAAAACUGAAUAAACAUUACUAUAGUGACUUCCAAGUUGCAGUUCAAAACAGUAUGACGAACGUUUAAAAAACAGUAACCGUACAUUACAACGAUAACUUCUUGCUGACCGUAAGUGGACGUGCGCAUUCUAUGAUGGUGGACGAACAAAAAGAACUCGAAGAUCGAGAGAUCAUCAUAAACGAAGUCGAUGGAUUACCCAGCUUACUUGAUGAAAAAAAUGAUUUAUACAAAGCCGUGACCUCUGAACAUUCAUCGUUAGACGAUCUAAAUGAUGAAGAUUUGCCUACAUCGUUAAUUGUAACUAAUAUUGAUCCUGCAAUUUUUAAGGAUGACGAUCUUAAGAAAGAAAUGGAAAUGUUGUUUAGCCGGUUUGGAGAAAUCAUUUCUGUACAAUAUUUCCGUAGCUUCAAGCGCUUAAGGGUUAACUACGGCACUUCAGUAUCUGCUGCCACUGCCAGAAUCCAGAUGCAUCAAAUAAGGUUUUAUGACACAAUAAUCAAUUGUUACUUCGCACAGCCUGUUACACCAAUUGAUGCGGCAGACCAACACUUACAAUUACCGGCUCCAGUAAAACAGUUUUUAAUAUCACCUCCGCCAUCACCACCAGAAGGUUGGGUACCUAGAGCUGAAGGAGAGCCUCUCAUAAAUUAUGAUUUACUAGCUGCUAUAGCGAGCCUCACACCCGGUCAACCCCAUGAAAUCCACGCUGCAACCGAUACUUUACCCGGCAUUGUUUUACAUGUGGCUGAAGGACAUGAAAAUAUUAAAACAUCGGUUUCUACUAUUCCUCAUACAAGGCUACCAGAAAAAUAAAAUUGUGUUUUUAAAUGUGUUAUUUUCUUAUUAGAUAUCUAUGUAUUUUUAAUGAUAUUUUGUGUAUUUUAUUUGAUAUUUGAAUACUUAUCAUUAAAAUUAAUCUAAACAUUUAAAAUUUAAAAUUUUUUCUGUAGUGUUAUUUUAUUAGGACACAUUAUUUAACAUUUUUUUCUCAAAAUGGUUGUAUGUUUGACAAAAUCUCUAAUCAUUCUAGUAUUUAUUUCCUUUAAGACUGUCAAUAAUAUUACUUAAUAACAUACAUUUUAAGUGUUUAAUACAUUCAUAGUGUGUAAAAUAUGAAUAAUAAUAAAAAAUGUGUAAAAAUGUAAGUAAA
Molecule: messenger RNA, 1411 nt
Organism: Metopolophium dirhodum (rose-grain aphid)
Lineage: Eukaryota; Metazoa; Arthropoda; Insecta; Hemiptera; Aphididae
Gene: sra
Product: protein sarah
Exons: 5
Coding region: 391-1074 (227 amino acids)
Biological process (GO): calcium-mediated signaling
Cellular component (GO): nucleus; cytoplasm
Molecular function (GO): nucleic acid binding; calcium-dependent protein serine/threonine phosphatase regulator activity
Source: RefSeq, a predicted model, not a curated record